Molecule: messenger RNA, 2650 nt
Organism: Mizuhopecten yessoensis (Yesso scallop)
Lineage: Eukaryota; Metazoa; Mollusca; Bivalvia; Pectinida; Pectinidae
Product: serine/arginine repetitive matrix protein 5-like
Exons: 11
Coding region: 25-2088 (687 amino acids)
Biological process (GO): negative regulation of microtubule depolymerization
Cellular component (GO): microtubule cytoskeleton
Source: RefSeq, a predicted model, not a curated record
GGAAAUCAACGGAAAGAGAGCAACAUGGCUGAUGCUCACAUUGGAAAUCGUGGUAAACAAACUCCGGGGUUAAAGAGUGGCUACAUUGAAAAGUUUAUAAAAUACAAGCAAGCAAAGCAGACGGAACCACUCCAGGAAAGAGGAAAUAGGCCUACAUCGAAGAAUGGUGGACAGAAAAGAAAAUCAUGCCCAGUUACAACUACCAAAGUGCCAUUUAAGAAGACAAAGGAAAAUAGAGCUUCUGUUAUCCCUAGUACAGACAAGUCAAAGCCCCACCGUAGCACAACCAAUAUGGUCAAGAAACCUGCUGUCUCUCAAACAGCUACACCGAAGCCUAUGUCUGCUGCCGACAAGGGUGGCACAGAACGGGAACCCACUCCAAUGUUAGAAAGACUCCAGAGAUGGAAGGAAGAAAAGGAACAGAGAGCCUUAGAGAAGAGCAAUUAUAACAGGAAAAGCUGUCAAGGUUUGUCAAGUUCAAGUAAAAAGUACCUUAAACCAGGUGGACCAUGCCCACUUGAGCAGUCUCAUCCUAAAAGGUCUGACACAGCACCCAAACUGACUGGGACACAAAAGACAGUCAGUAAGACCACACAUAGGACUCCCAGUAAUAAAGGGUCAGUCAGUAAGUGGGAAAGGCUGUCUCGGGGUUCAUCGGCUAAAUCAAGGGAUGGUGCGAUGUCCAACAUCACAUCCAACUCCGAGACCAGUGUGUCUGGCAAGGGCUUUGUAACAGGAGGAGCAGAACGUGGUGUGAUCAGGUCAAGAUCACAGGGUGCAGAACGUGGUGUGAUCAGGUCAAGAUCACAGGGUGCAGGCAAUAAACACCAAACAAAGACCAGAGGUCCGAUAUCUGAGAAAGCAGAGGUGAAGAGACGCCACUCUGAGGUCCAGGCACGAGUCAGUCCUCUCAGAAGACCAGGAAUACUCAAGAGGAAGUCUUGUAUCGCGAGCUUUGGAGAUAAUGGAGAGACAGAGACCAGUAACAGAGCCAAAAGUGAUGAUGGACAAACAACCCUGUCUCCCUCCAGUGAUACACCAGGCCACACCACAGUCAGGGCUCUCCCCUGUAGGACUCCAGAUACUGCCAGGACGGUGAGAUUCUGCUCCCCUGGGGGACAGAGAGUUGACACUACCGUCAGGAAAACUCCCAGCAAGCAAAGCAAAGAGGAGUCAAUGAGAAACAAAUUAAAUGAUUGGCUUGAUGCAAAAGGAAAAACGCCAUCCAAAUUCAGGCAUUUGAUGUGUUUUGAUGCCAAAAUGUCAGCCAGAAAGAAAAAUGAUCCAAAAACAAAGAGAAGCAUCACUGUUGAGGAGCUAACAGAACAGCAAGAGACAAUGGAAAGAGAGAGCACAGUGGCUGUGAAUCUGACAGGGAUGUUUGACAGGGUUGCUGAUGAGGAGGAGGAGGAAGUUGAGACAGGUGAGGGUGCGACACAGGAGGAUCCGGGCCUUUCACAACUACGUACCAUCCUAGACGAGUGUACCAUCCUCUUUGAGGCAGGCUGUCCCUACACAGACAUCCUGAAGUGGCUGGAUUCCAUUGAACAAAACCUACCCCUAGCCAGGAAGUCGGCCAUCUUCUACAUCUGCAAGGCCCAAGUGUUGCAGUCUACAGCAGAUCUAGACAAGGUCCUCAAGGUGUUUGAGGAAGCUGUCAUCAAAGGCGCCCAGCCAGCACAGGAACUGGCCACAGCCCUGACAGCAAUUGUGAAGGAGGUCAGCGAGGAAAGAGAGCGGAAAGCUCAUCAGAAGGGAAUCAAGAAACGCGUUCAGGAGGAAAACAUCUUUGAAUCAACCUCAAUAAAAUAUUGUGUACGUCAGGUCACCCCAUUCUCAAAGAGGAGCAGAAGAUCCACAGGUGAUAGCUCCAUAGGAUCGCAGUGUAAAGUUUUAACACCAGUCAGGCGGUCCACACGCAGAAGUCUGGUGAACCUUCCCGACACUCUACAGGAGAAAACACCUGUGUUCAACACCCUGGAAGAACUCUCCGACUCAGACAAGAAAAAGACAUUGUAUAAAGAGAAUGAAGCUCUGGAACCAAUUAUGUUAGAUUUUAACGAUUCAGGCCAUGAUAUUAUGCCUUAGAUUCAUUGCUGCUGUGUCAUAUAGUGUGGUUGUUUUAUGUUAAGGUGGUGUAACAGUAUGAAACAGAUAAUUGUAUUUACAUAUUUUAACUCUGAUCAGUACUGGGCUUAUUAUUUCUAAACUGACAUAAUUUUAACCAUUUCUUACUUACAAAUUUGAAUAUCGUGAAUAAUGAUAUUAAUAGUGCUUGAGUUUGGUUUGCAUCCUCUUUCAAAUGUUGUCAAGAAAAUAGUGGAAUUCAUAGUUUUAAUGACAGCUCAUGAUCAAUGAGAAUGUGAUUGUAGCAAAUUUCAAUCCAAUGAGGCAUGUAAGUGUCAGCACUGGACUGUUUUAUACAUCAUAAGUAAAGUAUUGUUUCAGGUAUGAAACAUAAUUAUGAACAGAAGUACCAUGAAUUGGACACAUAUAAUCAGUAUUAUCAUACAUAGAGUACCAUGUGUGGCACCAUUAUCAUACAUAGAGUUCCAUGUGUGGCACCAUUAUCAUACAUAGAGUACCAUGUGUAGCACCAUUAUCAUACAUAGAGUACCAUGUGUGGCACCAUUAUCAUACAUAGAGUACC